UUAAAGGACAAGUCCACCCCAGAAUCAAAAUUUCAUAAUAUUUUCUUUAAAAAUCAUUGAUUCAAACAAAACAAAAAUCUUGCUUUAACUCUCAACGGUUGCUGCAUGGUUAUUUUUUGAAAUUUUGUUUUUUUUGAGCGAAACAAUUAUAUUUCCAUCACGAUUCUGAUUUGAUCACGUGGUAGUAUGACGUAUACCACUCACAUUAUUUUUUGUGUUACUGCGCAUGACCGUCUCUGUGUGCGAACCGCGGGCCCGGGAAGCGGUGCUCCCUCGCCGUCGAUGCCUUCAUCUUCCUCUUGCAGCCGAAAAACCCAUCAUGCCGAUGUGCCAAGCUUUUGGCUGCUCGAAAAAGCAGGGAGAACAUCCGAAUCACAGUUUCUUUUCGAUUCCAAAUCCCGUUACUGAUCGAGAAAGGUGUGCAAAAUGGUUACACAAUAUUGGGACAGACAAAUUCAACGUGAAAACUUAUAAAUAUGUGCAAAGUAGAGUUGUAUGCGAGGAUCAUUUUGAGCCGCAUUGCUUUCAAGAAGAUAUACGAGCGAAAGUUAUGGGAUAUACCUCCAAAAGGAAGUUGUUGAAGCCUGACGCCGUACCGACUUUGUUUGUCCAUCGGCCAAUUCCUACUCCUGAAAGGGCUUCUACCAAACGCCGUUACCAAGAAUUGUCAAGAAAAGAGAUCCUACAGAGCAUUCCAUCAACUUCCCAGAAUGUUGAAAUCGACCAAGACUUGACAAGUGAUCGUGGUCAUGAUGCUGAUAUAUCUGAUCAGACGGAUCAGCAAGACAGUGACCUGUCAGAUAUGGUUCUAUCUGAAGGCCCAGAGCCUUAUGCGUUUAUGACAGUAACAACAGAACCUGAGGUACUUGUAAAGAGAAAAAGCACUGUUUUGGAUGACACCCCAAGAAAAAAAAAGAGGAAGAGACGGCGAAGUGGCCAAGGAAACCAGGAGGAAAGUACAUGUAAGUGGGUGGUGGACCACGCAACGCAAACUUUCGAUAUAAAUCGAUACCGUAAAUUUACAAGUACCAAGGUCCAGACUGAUCCAGAUUGCUAUGACUGUGGUAUUCAAGUACCAGAACUGGAAUCAAAGAUGGAACCAGAAUUUGAAGUGGAAGUGGAAGAAGUGGAAGUGAUGACAUCUCCACUUUUAGACCAUGAACAUUAUACAUACACAGCCGGUACACCUAAUAGAGUGGAAAUGCUCAAGGUAGGAAACAUCCAAGAAAGACCACCAAGCCCUCAUAAUCCUGCAAUUGUGCUGACUCCUACAUGUAUGACAUCAUCAUCUGAGAGUGUGCCUGUACCUGUGAUGUCCUCAAGCAAUGAAGAGUUAUCCAUUUGUGUACCUGCUGUCUCACGUUUAGUGCCAACCUCAGUGGCUAAGAGAUCUGCUGCUGCACCAAUAAGCAGUGAUUCUGAUGUACUGCAUACCGGACAUACUUUGAGACAAGCUGCAUGGAAGGGCAAGAACGCAACUGACUCAGAUUUCUCCCCACCUCGAGCUUCACAUCGGAGUAGUUCGAGUCCAACACCACCAUCAUCUGAUUCGACUUCAGGAUCAAACAGAGACCAAUCAUGCGUUUCAUUGCCCAAGCAAGCUGCAUGGAAGGGCAAGAACACAACUGACUCAGAUUUCUCCCCACCUCGAGCUCCACAUCGGAGGAGUAGUUCGAGUCCAACACCACCAUCAUCUGAUUCAGCUUCAGGAUCAAACAAAGACCCUUCAUACAUUCCAUCACCUCAAGCAAGUUCCAGCUCAGACCCAGAUGAGGAAACGUGGAUGAAAUACUGUACAGACCCUAAAUAUAUUGUAUUUGGGUCUCAGUUGGAUCGUCUUCUGCAUUCACUACAGUGUACCAAGUGUAGCGGUGGGCACAUCUCGGAAAUCCAGAAGAAAGUACAGGGAUCAAUGCUCACGGCAACCGUUUUGUGUGUGUGUGGCAAUAUUGUCACACGGUGGGAGUCCCAUCCUGUAAUUGGAUCGGCGUCUGUAGGGAAUUUAUUGUGUUCGUCGAGUGCACUUUUUAGUGGCUUAUCUUUUGAGAGUUUAGAUUUCUUCUCUUCAGUGCUUAACAUGGAGUUUGUAGGUCGCACCCAGUUUUUUGACUACCAGGAUAAGUACUUUAAUGCUGCAAUCAACUCUGCAUUCAAGAGCAACUUGUCUGAAGCAAGAAUUGAAGUAAGCAAUAGUGGUGCUCCACUCACCGUUUGUGGUGACGGACGAUGUGAUAGUCCUGGUUAUAACGCCAAAUACUGUAGCUACACGAUGAUGGAGGCCAAAACCUCAAAGAUAGUAGCGAUGAAUCUGGUCCAAGUGAGCGAAGCCACAAGUUCCAACGCCAUGGAAAAGAUUGGGUUUCAGAGAGCAUUGGAUGGGCUGCUGGAGGCAGGACUAAAUAUUGGAACUGUAGCCACAGAUCGCCAUCUUGGAAUUAGGAAACUUAUGAAAGAGAGAUACCCAAACAUCGACCACCAAUAUGACGUUUGGCAUGUUAAGAAGUCUGUUACGAAGAAACUAGUCGCAAAGACUAAGCAUAAAGAAUGUGGAGACUUGCUCCCAUGGACCAAGUGCAUCACUACCCACCUGUGGUGGUGUGCAGCUAACUGCCGGGAGGAUCGAGAGAUGAUUGUCGAAAUGUGGCAAUCGCUGACGCACCACAUUUGCGAUGUGCAUUCGUGGAAUUCCGCUGAUAAGUAUCACCGAUGUGCCCAUGAUGAGCUUGACCCCCAACGAAAAUUCAAGUGGCUGACUCCAGGUUCUGCUGCGCAUAAAGCCCUACAAGAAAUCUUGUUUGACAAGAAUUUGACAGAUGCAAUUGGUCACAUAACCAAAGCAUGCCACACAGGCGAACUCGAAUCUUUCCACAAUAUGCUGUUGAAGUACUGUCCUAAGCGUAAGCAUUACCAUUACGCUGGUAUGCAGGCAAGGUUACAGCUUGCAGUGCUGGACCACAACCAUAACACUGCAAGGAAGCCAGCAGUCAUCAAAAAGGGACCAAGGAAGGGAGAACAGAAGGUUGCUUUAAAGUACUCAAAACGCACCAAGGAAUGGGUAGCGAAAUUGAUGAAAGAGAAGAAAGACUAUUCCUACCUCGUGGAAAUCCUGGAGAAUAUCUUGAAGAUGAGAAGUGGAGAAAUUGAAGUGGAAACAGUGGUACUGCCUGAACUUCCAAAGAAUGUGGCACCAACGCCACGUCCAUCAAAGGAAGAAGUGAUGGCUCGCAAAUAUACUAGAUUUUGAAUAAAUGGUUUAAGGACUUUCAAUUAUCUCCAGGAAGUCUACAUGUAGCGUGAUUGUCCCUCUGGAGUUGAUUGUUAUCUGUAUGGUCAAUAUUCAUUGAGUAAUGGAAGGAUUUUGUUUUUUUGUAAGCAUGAGAAUUUAAGAAUUAUUUUGAAUGAAAGAUGUACCUCUGCUGGUUGUACCUGGUUUUUUAUCUGCUUUAAUAUACAUGUACAUGUAUAUGCAGCUCUAUCAAUACUUUUUGAAGUCAAUGUAUUGAAACAAACAAAUGUAAAUGUUUUCAUUAUCUACCAUAUCAUUGUGCUAUCCAUGAAUAAUUGCCCUUAAACAGCAUUAUGUUAUCAUUUGGGAAAGCAUUGUAGCUUGGUUGAAAUGUAUGUUGCAAGACAAAUCUACAUGUACAAGACAAAACACUACUGUUACAUAACAAUAAUACAGUACAUGUAACUUAAAUCUGAUCUGUGUUUUAUUGUACAUGUAGUUCAGCAGUGUCAUGAAAAUAAGUUGUGGAGGCACCUUUUUUCUUUCAUUACAUGUUAGAGUUAAAGCUACAUGUAUCUAGAACAAGAGGAAUGGUUGAUGUGAUAUACCAAAAUUUAAGAGACUCACUUUCACAAUUGUUUUCACGUCGGAGGCAUUAUCUCUCUUUACCUUUCCUUCUUGUUCUCGUAAUAACUCAAGAAUCAUUUGACAGAUUGACAUCAUAUUUGUAUCAUUUAUGCACAUUGGACAAUGAUUAUAUUUGCAUAUAUAUAGGUGUUAUAUUAUGGUUAUCUGAAAAGCUUUGCAGGUCACAAGAUGAAAUGUCACAGAGAUCAUUAUAUCUCUUGAAAUGUUUUGUGCUUGUGACACUUGUUACACCUCAUUAACCAUUCUCGGAUUUAACAAGUACAUUGUAAGUACAUGUAUGUUUACUUAGUUGACAGUGGUCUCCUUAGUUUGGAGUUACAGAGAUCAAAGUGCACAGAGUUCUUACAUCUUCAAAUACAUCAGUCAUGAUAAUUCAAGAACUUCUUGCAGAACUUCAAACUCAUAAUGCAUGUAGUAAUUACAAUAAUCUGUUUGGUUUUUUUAAUGGCUUGUUUGUGUAAAUAUGAUUUAAUCUUCAGUUAAUUAUUUUUAAUACACCGCAAUAUGUGAAUGUAUACAAAAAGAAAAUUUGUUUAUAAAUGAUUAUGCAAUGCCAGUUCAAGUCCUACUGUACAUGAUGAUGAAACAAGUUUUCUUUUUUAGAGGCCAAGGUGCUUUGUGGCUAUGAAUCCAUUGUAAAAUUAAAUGCCUUAACUUACGUAGCCUUAACUUACGUAGGCUUAACCAAUCCUGACACUUACGCAGUAACCUCUUUGGCUUUGGAAAUUAUUAGAUGGGCUAUUUCUCCAAUGUAUGAACAUAUUUGAUGUUUAAAGAUAGUUGUACAUAUUCAUUAUUGGAUUUAGCAUGUGACAUCAGCAUUUGAUGUGUAAAGAUAGUUGUACAUAUUCAUUAUUGGAUUUAGCAUGUGACAUCAGCAUUUGAUCUGUAAAGAUAGUUGUACAUAUUCAUUAUUGGAUUUAGCACGUGACAUCAGCAUUUGAUCUGUUUUUCUCAGCAUGUAGUGCAUCUAUGAAAUGAUAGAAAUUGUGAAGAAUUGUAAUUGUCUCACACAUGUACUUUUAACCCUAAUUCUCGGGGGGGGGGGUGGGGGGGGGGUGCCGUAAUGCCCCCCCCUUGACAGUUUUCGCGAUAUAUCUGCUGCGCAAAAUUUUUCGACCUCACCGCUUACUGACUUUUUCCUGUCAAGUCUCGCACCAAUUUUGAGACCAAAUUUGUGACGCUCGGGUAAGCAGUUAUGACAUUACGCAACAUUAUGUAACUGCAUGUCAGACCCAAAAUUGCUCAUAAACGUGAUUUCAUGUACAAAUUCAAUGCAAAUUGUGUAUUUAGCUAAAAUUCAUAAAUGCAUCAUUAUUUCUACUUUUACUGAUUAAACUUCAUUAAUUUUGCCUUGUUUAUUAAACUAAAAAAAACAAAAAGUAAAAAACAUCCGUCCAGACAUUCAGCAUCUCAUUAACUGAAUUAAAGGACAGACAUAAAGUUGGUCGCUUACAUGUAUGAACAUGUACAUGUAGAAUGCAAAAGAUGUAAAUAGUUAUUAAUGUGUUUAUGAGUAGAGAUUAUUUUUUAAAUGUUUUCUGCAUUCCAGAUAUUGUAAAUAUUGUACAAUAUGUACAUGUAACACUGGAGGUGAUCAACUGAAUUAUCACUCAGUGAAUGAGAUGAUGUGUAUCUAUAUUCUUUUUUAAAUCAAACAUCUCCAGUAUAUUGCAGACUGGCAUUUCUCAAAGUGACAUUUUCAGAUACUACUACAAUGGCAAAAAUAUCUAAUAUGGGUGCAUGUAACAUUGAUACCACAUGCAGUAUGCAAAUAGAUGUAUGAAAUUUAAAUAAUCAUCCAAGUAUACAUGUACUGAAUAGGUUUCUCUGUGUGUAUUGAUUUUGGUAACAUUUAAAACUUUGCUCUUAUUGGCUCAAUAUCUGGACUAUUUUUUUUUUAACCAACAGGUUUAUCAAUUUUUCACCAUACAAACAUACAAAACAGGCUAUGUUUUCUUGCUAUAUUGUUUUAUUUAUUUUUAUGGGGUGGGUGUAUUGUUAGCUCUUUGGAACUGAUAUUUUGUUGAUAUUAGAUUUAUUGAUUCAAAGUUAAAUCUUCAUACAUUACAUAAUGGGUUUUAUCUGUCCUGUUUCCAGCAUGAAGCAAGAAUAUACAGUAGCAGAACAACAAAAUAUAAACAUUUUGCAAAUGAAAA
Messenger RNA from Lytechinus pictus (painted urchin), 6033 nucleotides. RefSeq lists its product as uncharacterized. The record is from RefSeq and is a predicted model, not a curated record. The transcript is spliced from 8 exons. Bases 227 to 3244 code for a protein of 1005 amino acids. Lineage: Eukaryota; Metazoa; Echinodermata; Echinoidea; Temnopleuroida; Toxopneustidae.